This is a messenger RNA of Corticium candelabrum, 1599 nucleotides long. Its product is annotated as nephrocystin-3-like. NCBI's taxonomy places the organism in Eukaryota, Metazoa, Porifera, Homoscleromorpha, Homosclerophorida, Plakinidae. The transcript has 11 exons. Gene Ontology annotation, molecular function: protein binding. The record is from RefSeq and is a predicted model, not a curated record. Bases 20 to 1303 code for a protein of 427 amino acids.
AUUGCAAAUAUCCUGCUGGAUGGCAGAUGCUUAUGGGCAUUUUAAGAAAGCGGAACAUCUGUGUGAAGGAAGACUUGCUUUAGUCAAACGGAUUGAUUCACAACAAAUGGACAAAGACAAGCUGUUAAUUUCAUUAAUAGAUGUAGGCAAAGUUCGCAUCAAAUUGUCCAAUCCACAGGAAGCCGAAAGGCCGCUGAAGGAAGCGUUGGAGAUGAGUAGAGAAUGUGGUGGUCAAAUAGAACCAAGUAUUCAUUAUUAUGCUUUGUCUUUCAUGGCUGAUUGCUACAGAGAUUUGCGUCAGUUUGAAACAAGUGAGCAGCUCUAUUUGGAAUUACUCGAAUAUGUAGAACAACAAGAAUUGGGUCAAGGAAACGUCUAUAGAGUUCUGAACAAUCUGGCAUGGACAUACCAGGUAUGGGGCAAUGUAUCUGCGGCAAUAGAGAACUAUGAAAAGAGUUUGAGUUUGAUGAGAAAACAGUCAAAUGUCAAUCCGUUGGAUCUCUCUGCAGUUAUCACGAAUCUUGCAUCUCGCUAUGAACAGAAUGGACAACUUGAGCGAGCUGUCUCCUAUUACGAAAAAGCGUUGGCAAUCAUCAGAAAGGAAUUACCGCCUUCUCAUCCGUCUUUAGCUCGGGUAAUGAGUAGUCUGUCUUCUUGCUACCUUCAGCAAGACCGGAUGGACCGUGCGAUGCCGUUGGCCAAUGAAGCCUUACAACGGGCAUCAUCAUCGCUGCCCAUCAACCAUGCCGAGUUGGGCGAUUAUUUGCAAGAAGCUGCUUUAUGCCAUCGCGAUUCACGAUCGUAUGAUGAAGCUAUUCGAUUGUAUGAAAGAGCUGCAUAUGUUUACAGUCAUCAUCUGCCCGUACAAGCAACAUCUUUGUCUACUGUGAAACAUAACCUCUCCGUCGUGUAUAAUGAUAUUGGACAGAAAGACAAAGCGGUGGAACUCAUGACAGAAAGUCUUAACAUCAAGAUACAAACUUUACCAGAGAAACAUCCGGAUAUUGCUAAAUCUCUCGUGACUCUUGGCGGCAUUCUGCGUUCCAAGGGAGAUUUCGAUGAGGCCGUUGUGCAUAUCGAGUCAGGUCUGUCUAUUCUACGAGAAAAAUUACCGACUAGUCCGUUCAUAGCCGAUGGUCUGUAUCAUCUUGCAUUCAUUGAAAUGAAACGAAACCAAUUGGUAGAGGCACAUAGCCACGCCACUGGAUGUUUACGCUUACGCCAACAGAUUUUCCGAAACAAACACACAAUGAUAGUUGAAGCGCAAGAUUUGGUUGACGAAAUCGACAAGAAGCAACAAUGAGCAGUCAACACCAACAGUAUGACAGCUACUAAUCAACACCACAUGCAUGUGGCAGUGACGUUUUAUGUAGUAGAGGAUUUCUAUUCUAGUUGUUAGUUAUAGAUGGUUAGUCACGGCCAGUGUGACAUGUUGUCGUUGCUAUGGUUGUGUAUCAAUUGCUUUUAACGUUUUCGCCACAUUUUUUAUUGUUAUUACUGCGAUCUAUCUUUGUCUUAUUUGUAUUAUGACUAGAAUAUUGUAAUAUCAAUAAUGAUCUAUUUUAAAGUGUAAAGUUAUCAUUAAAACAGCAAGUACAC